CGUGCGCGCCACUCGCGUUUCGAUCCCUCGCUCGCGCUCACAAUCACGUGUUCAUUGAUUGCCGAUAGCCCAAGCACGGCGUAAACUUUUCAGAACACGCGAUGGGAACGCGAAUGAUAAUACUAUGCGCGUGCCUCGCUGCCGCGAGCGCGACGCUAGAGGUGGUCAAUCAGUGGAACUUGAUGCAGUUCGACUUCCCACCUGACCCCGUGCUUUUGGAGAAGUUCCAGCCUGAGAACACUGUCCCCACCGGUCUGGAGAUCGGAUGGGAUAAGAUCUACCUGGGGAUCCCGCGCCUGAGGGCCGGCGUGCCCGCCACGUUAGCUUGGGUGCCGAGAAGCCUUCCCUCUGGCGUUAGCCCGGUCCUACAGGCAUACCCUGACUGGUCAUGGCACACCGCAGGCCGAGGGGACAUCAACUGCACGGGUCUGAUCUCGGUGUACCGCGUGCGAGCAGACCGCUGCAACCGCCUGUGGGUCCUGGAUGCCGGCGUCAUCACCAGCAUCGACGACUUCCGACGCGUCUGCCCGCCCAAGAUCCUCAUCUUUGACAUGGCUACUGAUCGAUUGGUGCGAAGCGUAUACUUCCCUCGAGAGCUGCUGCGGCCGGCCUCCCUGCUGACCAACAUCGUGUUGGACGACACGAGGGCGCAGUCCACGCGGCUGUCGGCCACAUGUGACAACAUAUUCGCGUACAUCAGUGACACCGUGGCUCCAGGAAUCAUCGUAUACGACGGUAGGCGCGACAACGCGUGGCGGGUGACCCACGCGUCCAUGUACCCCGACCCUGACCUGGGCGAGUACGACAUCGGCGGAGAGAAGUUCACCCUUAUGGACGGCAUCGUGGGCCUGGCCCACUCGCCUACGCAGGGCCUGCUAUAUUACCAACCCUUGGCCACAGACAGAGUAUUCAGUGUAUCAACAGCAGUAUUAGCUGCGGGCCCUCCCGCUGAAGGCACAGACCUGCCCGUGAAUCUCGUGGGCCGCAAGUCGUCCCAAGGGCUGGGCAUUGCAGUGGACCCACGAGACGACACCAUCAUCUUCAGUCCUAUCUCCGAGACUGCUAUUGCUGCCUGGAACCCAAUCACCAAUUCACACAAACUACUGGCCAUCGACCCCGAAAAGCUUCAGUUCUGUGCGGAGGUGAGGUGGGCGGAGCGAGACAACGGAGCUGUGUGGGCACUAUCCACUCGUUUCCACAAGUUCUUCCGACGUGCUGUUUCUAAACAUGAGAUCAACAUUCGUGUUGUCCGCAUCCCUGAAAGCGGAUUCGCGUCCCUUCAACCGCACAUCCUGAGGAGAGCCGCUCGUCAAUUCAAUGCUACCCGCUACUAAAGGGUGUCGUAACAACAGUACUGAGAGGUCAAUAACGUUAUAAUUACAGAUAAAAAACCUGCCACGUUUUCGGCCAGUGUUCCAUAGAUAUGGUUGUGUUUAAGGAAUUUAAAAAUAAUAUUAAUCCUCUUUGAACCUGUUGAAAAUACCCCUCUGACAUUAUGGUUCUGUAAGACAUAUAACACCCGUAUUCACAAACAUUACUUUGAGGCCUCAUAGUGCGCGUGGACGCACAGGGUCCCAAAAACCUAUUCAUAGACGAUACUUCAGUGGUGACAAGCACUAUGCGUCCCUUAGAAUGAACGCAAAGCUAAGGUAGACAGGGAGCUGUGGGUC
Ostrinia nubilalis (European corn borer) is the source of this 1670-nucleotide messenger RNA. RefSeq names its product protein yellow-like (gene Y-e). The coding region runs from base 102 to 1334 and encodes 410 amino acids. NCBI's taxonomy places the organism in Eukaryota, Metazoa, Arthropoda, Insecta, Lepidoptera, Crambidae. Gene Ontology annotation, cellular component: extracellular region. The record is from RefSeq and is a predicted model, not a curated record. The transcript is spliced from 8 exons.